CCGAAGAGGUAGAGGGAUGGCCUAGAGCUAGUCAACAGGGUAAGGAAGAAAUUUCCCUCCUUAAGGGCAAAGUCCUGCGCAUCCCCACCGAUCUAGAAAUAGAAAAUAAAAGCUUUAUUCUUAUAUGAUCCCAGAAUCCUCUAUCAACUAGAAAGGUGGGGAACAAACUCGGGAAAUAAGCCCAAUAAAUAAAUGACGAACGAAAGACACACCAGACCACGGGAGUUGUCAAAAUUCAACUUUCAUUUACUCGGGGUAGGGUAUCAGUCCAAAGAACCCCCAGCUCGGCCGCUCAGCCAGUGAUGCGCACGUCCGCGCGGCGCCGCAGCCGCCGGGCCCGGGCCGCCUCGGGCAGGAUGGCCUGCAGCUGCUCCUGCACCAGCAUCUCCACGAUCUGCUCCUUGGUGCGGAUGUCCGGCCGCAGCCACUGGCGGGACAGCUCCCGCAGCUGCCGGAAGGCUUCCCGAGGACCCGCCGCGUCCUGGUAGCGGAACUGCCGGAAGCGCUGGCGAAACGUCUCGGGGCCGGGUCGAGAGACUCCAGGCCGCGGGGCGGCUUCUGCCUGCAGCGCCGCGUCCAAAGCUGCCGGCGAGCCGGGGAGCACCAAGGCCGCGGAGCUCACGGAGUCGGGCUCGGGGUCCGCAGAGUCGCCGGCUCCUUCCUGCUGCUCGGGCGGCGCCGCGGGGCUCCGGGCGGCCUGGCUGGGCUCCGGCGCCGCCAUGACUACGGCUCUCGGCGUCACCCUUUGUCCCGCAGCUACGGGCUGGUUCUGCGUCUCCACCCGCGACGCUCCGCGGCGGCCGGAAAUGGGAGACUACGCGAGCCUCCGGAGCAGCCUGAAGCGCCAGAGCCCGGAAGCCGCGCCCACUAUUAGUUCCGUGAAGUUUGACUGGGGAAAGACCUUGUGGUACCCCGAUGUCAGCAGCUCUUCCAAGAGCUCAGAGAGCAGCUCUGAUGAGCACUUCGAGGACUACAAGGGGAAAGCGGAGGAGUCGGACCUAGAGUCGGAAUCGGAGUCGCAAUCCGAUUCGGAAGUGUAUUCCAAAUUGGAUUUGGAAGAGGAAGUAGAGGAGGAGGACGAUUGGAUAAAGGCGAUGACCCCGGCGAAGGGUCGCCGCGACUUGCAGACUGGGAAGUCAGUACCCCGAAAGGUAGAAAGCUGGAAGACUAUCAAACACCCAACUAAGGCGUCAAGAAAGCAAAUGAAGUGGACCUGGGAAGAAAUAAAAAAUCUCGGGCUGUACCAGCUCACCAUGAACAUAAUCUUAAUGAUUCGAGUAUGUAAGAUGUUCCGCCAAGGCCUCAGGGGAUUCCGGGAGUAUCAGAUCACUGAGCCUGUUCAAAGGAAGCAGCCUCUCUUCUCCUUUUGGGAUAAAAGGAAGCAGUGCCGGAUCACAUUUGAUACCAUGGACUUUGCUGCAGAGGAGGGUCACCUCCCUCCAAGGGCCAUUUAUAUCACACAGAAGCAGCCAUCCUGGAGGACGGAUCAGGAGAUCCAGGCCCUCUGCAAUGUUCUACAGGUUCUAGAUUGCUACCGCAACUAUGCAGAGGCCCUGCAGCUGCUCCUGGCCAAGGUCAUGCGCUUUGAAAGGUUUGGCCGCAGGCGUGUGAUCGUCAAGAAGGGGCAGAGAGGCAAUAGUUUUUAUUUCAUCUAUCUGGGCACGGUUGCCGUGACCGAGGAUGAAGAUGGGAGCAGUGCCUUCCUGGACCCUCACCCAACGCUGCUGCGCAAGGGUGGCUGUUUUGGGGAAAUGGGCCUUCUGAGCACUUCAGUAAGGAGAGCCACAGUGGUCUGCAUGGAGGAAACAGAGUUCCUGGUUGUCGACCGGGAGGAUUUCCUUGCAAAUAAGCUGGACGAUGAAGUCCAGAAGGAAACUCGCUAUCGGUACAAUUUUUUUAGGAAGUUGGACCUGUUCCAGUCUUGGUCUGAUGAGAAACUCUGGCAGAUAGUAGCUUUGGGAAGGCUGGAGAAGUUCUCACAUGGACAGCUGGUGAUAAAAGACUUUGUGGAUUCGUCCUUUGUCACAUUUAUCUGCAAGGGCAGCUGUGAGAUCCUGCGCAUGUUAGACCUGGGGUCCUCCAGUUCCUAUUACAAGUGGGUCUGGCAGCAGCUGGAGCUGUUGGACCACAAACCUCUGGGAGUUCACCGCAACGUGAUGUCUCCUAUGGAGAGAUUUAAGGAAUUCCAGAUCAAAUCGUAUCCUAUACAAGACUUCAGCUAUUUGAAACUUCUGCGUCUCCAGGAAGUCAGAGAGCAAAAGGGAAUAGCUGUUCACGAGAAGCUCAACACAAGAGAAAAUAGUCUCCCAAAGCUGCUGGGCCCAAAGGUCAAAUCCAAGUUUGGUCAUCCAAUCAAAUGUACCAUGGUCAAAACCAAGUUUGGUGAACUCCCCAAGGAGGCUGCAGUGGGGAUAUACAUGAAGGUCCACACUCUGAAGGAAGGAGAUAUUGUGGGCACUCACCAGGCCUUUCUUCCGGAAUGCCUGCGUGAUCUUCGACCCUUCAUCCUUUUGAGCAUGGGAACAGAGUUGAUACGGGUGAGAAAAGAAAAGUUUUUUGAGUUGAUUGAUGAGGAGACGAAAGAAAAGAUGAUAAAGAUGGACGUGGAUUAUCCCAGCGAUGAAGAGCUGUGUCAGAGGUUCCUGAAGGAAAACAGCUGGAAUAUCUUCCGGAAGGAUCUGCUGCGGCUGCUGGUGAAGCCCCUCAAUAAGCAACCUUUCACCCCGAUCCAGACCAAGAGGAAAGAGAUCUACAACCCUAAGUCUUUGACCCUGGAUUUGUGUCACCUCAACAAGAGGGUGAAGCCACGCUAUCCUGUGUUUAUGGCACCCCAGAAAUACCUAUCCCCCUUAAAGAUUGUCCAAGCUGUUUCAGCACCCCGGCACAAAAUUCAAGAACUCCUGCCUCAAUAUAAAAAUGCAGGGGUCCUUCUUUAG
Molecule: messenger RNA, 2936 nt
Organism: Onychomys torridus (southern grasshopper mouse)
Lineage: Eukaryota; Metazoa; Chordata; Mammalia; Rodentia; Cricetidae
Gene: Cnbd2
Product: cyclic nucleotide binding domain containing 2
Exons: 15
Coding region: 720-2936 (738 amino acids)
Biological process (GO): spermatogenesis
Molecular function (GO): cAMP binding
Source: RefSeq, a predicted model, not a curated record